Molecule: messenger RNA, 819 nt
Organism: Octopus bimaculoides (California two-spot octopus)
Lineage: Eukaryota; Metazoa; Mollusca; Cephalopoda; Octopoda; Octopodidae
Product: organic anion transporter 3-like
Source: RefSeq, a predicted model, not a curated record
AUGGAAUGUAUUUACAGGCGACGCAAAAACAAUAUGAAGUUUUCCCAAGUUGAUGUUGAUGGAAUCCUACGUGCUUUGGGACAAACCAAAUUCUUCCACACAACUCAGUGUAUUCUGAUUUGUGCCUCUGCAAUUGUAGCAUCAUCCAACAGUUAUUUCUACGUAUUUUCCGCUAUAACUCCAGAAUACAGAUGUAAUAAUCUGCCAGAGUUUCAACUCAAUCAAUACAACAUAUCGAUUAAUGAAGCCGAUCUGAUAUAUGAUAAAUGUUCCAUAGACAUCAUCAUUACCGAUGGAGGGCUUACUACCGAGAACAGAACUCUGGACUGUCUGAAUGGUUAUUACUAUACCACACCAGUUGAUAAGUCUAUAGUGUCACAGUGGAACUUGGUCUGCAGCAAUUUAGGUUUGGCUGAAUCAACACAAACGGUUUAUGCAUUUGGUCAGGUGGUCAGUGGUCUGAUAGCACCAUAUCUAAUAGAAAAAUUCGGACGAAAACCCAUGAGAGUGUCAACUCAUAUUUUGCUGAUAAUCUUGAACUUAAUCGCAACAUAUUCUCCGUUUUAUUGGUUGUUUACAACAAUGAGAUUUUUGGCUGGAGUAGUUCGUGAGGCAUAUGUUUUUAGCUCUAUAAAUUUGAUUUGUCAAUUAUACGCAAAAGAAAUACGAAUUAUUAUGUCAAGUACAUAUAUGUGUAUUUGGGCUAUUUACACGUCUUCUCUCGGGUUGAUAGCCUACACGUUGAAGGAUUACAAUUGGAACACGUUAUUCCUGGUUAAUGUUGCCAUCUCGGGAUAUUUUCUUGUGGAUUUCUUGUAA